GUUAGAAGUGCCCUAUACCAUUAAAGUUGAAUACGGGUCGAUACUGAGGUUCGAUAUAUAGUACAUGAAUCAUAUGUGAACAAUCUGGGUUAAAGUACCUGGUUGCAGAGCUAUGCUAACUUUAAAUCAGAGUGGAUAGCUUAAUGCUCUUAUGACGGAAUUAUAUUAUUUAUAUAUUAACAUCUAUUUGCAAUAGGGGCGAAGCUAAUGAAAUGCAAAUAAUGUGCAGUGUGUUUUUGGAGUACGACCAUGAUGUAAUGUGUUUCUUGGUGUAGGACUUGGCUGUUUAAUUUCUCAAUACUCGCUUAAUGCAUCACCGCAUCAAUACCAUAUUUAUUCAAACGAGUUAUCAUUUUUGAUGGAAGAUGUCGACAUUAUCGUGUAACGUGCAUUAUUGUACUGACUGGACAAGCUUUCCAUAAAGUGCAUUUUCAUUAUUUAAGCAUUACUUCGACGAAUGCUUCAAAUAGUCGUUAAAUAAAUCGCACCGUCCAUCAAACCGAACUUCAAGCCAGCAACCAAGAGGAGGCGAUCUAGAAAAUCUCAGAAGAUGGGUGGUGGAGGGACUAAGACCGCCCAGAACGGGCCCGACAACUCCUUACUCACGUUCCUCGCUAACGUCGGCAUCGUCGUGCUCGUCGUUCUGAACAUCUUAUCGCUGUUGUUGGGUGUGGGUAUCAUCAUCGUGGGGAAGUAUGUGGACUCGGAGAUCAGCAAGAACGAGAACGUCAUGGAGCUCCUCGAGCUCGUGGACUUUGGCGACUUCAACCUCCGCACGGUCGUCGAUGCGCUGAUCAUCAUCAUAUUUAUCGUCGGAGCGUUUGCCAUUGUUCUAUCACUCAUAGGCGGCAUUGGCGCGUUCUUCACACUACGUGUUCUCUUGUUUCUUUACAUAGGCAUCAUCAUCCUCGUCAUAAUCGUUGAAAUUGCCGUGGUCAGCUUGUGGGUCAAGCUUUUACGAGAGGUGGACUACGCCCUGGAGACCCUGUUCCUGGACCUACUGAAGGAGUACACGGGAUUCUCCGACAUCACCGUCUACACUGUGGGCUGGGACUUCAUCUUCAUACUCUUUGAUUGCUGUGGAGUGCACCCAAUAACAGCGUCCUCGAAUGAUUUUGAGACGCUUCCGUCAGCGUUUUGGACGAACGGUGACCGCGGAAGUGACGUCAUCCCGCAUGCGUGCUGCAAGGAUGUGGCCGUUGACAACUACCUUAACUACACAAACACAGACUGCACUGUGAACUUGCAAGGAUAUCAUACAUCAGGUUGCUAUGACGCAUUUGAUCGAACGUUCAACCAGCUAGGUUCGGCGGCUGUUUCCGUCGCAAGUCUGUUAGUUCUAGCAGAGCUUGGUGCAAUAUUCUUCAGUGUGAUUAUAAUAAUUGCGGUUUUCAAGAAGAAAAGAGCCGGUCUUGUUUGAAAGAAACCUAAAUGCAGACCUGCAGCUGUUUCCAGAUGUUCUAGUCUGGGCAUAACUUUCAGUUCUAUUAAGUAUUUACAUACAUAUCUCAGGUUUUUUUUUAUACUUUUAUAAUAUAAUAAAAGUGUUUGCGUGUG
This is a messenger RNA of Mya arenaria, 1557 nucleotides long. RefSeq lists its product as uncharacterized. Bases 551 to 1420 code for a protein of 289 amino acids. Gene Ontology annotation, cellular component: membrane. The record is from RefSeq and is a predicted model, not a curated record. The transcript has 7 exons. Lineage: Eukaryota; Metazoa; Mollusca; Bivalvia; Myida; Myidae.